This is a messenger RNA of Oncorhynchus keta (chum salmon), 1240 nucleotides long. RefSeq names its product mitochondrial import inner membrane translocase subunit Tim10. Gene Ontology annotation, biological process: protein insertion into mitochondrial inner membrane. Lineage: Eukaryota; Metazoa; Chordata; Actinopteri; Salmoniformes; Salmonidae. The transcript is spliced from 2 exons. The record is from RefSeq and is a predicted model, not a curated record. The coding region runs from base 139 to 402 and encodes 87 amino acids. Gene Ontology annotation, cellular component: mitochondrial inner membrane.
AAGGAACAACACACGUGUAUUCCUCAAUCUGAAGGUUAAAUAAGCCGGUGGUCGGGUGUGUUUGUUGGCCGCUGAGAGUGCUCGUUUGGACGGUUCUAUUUUGGAGAGAGUACGGUCUGGAGCGGACACAACGCAGACAUGGACCCAGAGAAAGCACAGCAACUGGCGGCGGAACUAGAAGUGGAAAUGAUGGCUGAUAUGUACAAUCGGAUGACCAACGCGUGCCACAGGAAGUGCGUGCCCCCCCACUACAAGGAGGCAGAGCUGUCUAAAGGGGAGGCGGUCUGUCUGGACCGCUGUGUGGCCAAGUACCUGGAUCUACACGAGAGGCUGGGCCGCAAGCUCACCGAGCUCUCAGUUCAGGACGAGGAGAUGAUGAGGAAGAACGCUAUUGGACAAUAAUAUAUAUAUAUAUAUAUUUAGGGAGGGAUGGGGGUGGGUUAGUGCUAUGGUUACCAUGCUUUCUGUGCGGGGGGAUAGAGAGAGGGAGCGAUAGGGUUUAAUAAACGUAUGGCUCUUAUGGAGGGGAUGGAGUUGCCGUCCAGAGUGGGUUGGGUGUGUUUAAAGAGCAAGAUGCUUGGAAGGAAGGUUUGUGAUUACGGUGUGGAUUGGAAAUUGGGAUGGAUGAAGCCUGUUUUGUGUGAACAGAGGUUGUACUUGUGGUUUGAGCCAAGAUCUUUUUUUUUUUUACCACAGCAAAGACACUAAUGUCCAUAGUUAACUAUGAUAUGUUCAGCCAAUCAGUGCUCUCUCAGCAUUGUGUGUGUAGCCCUUUUUUAGUUAUGUGGGUGUGUCCGAAGUGAUGACGAAUUGAGAAAUCCCCCAAUAAUGUUUAACAAAAUGCUUUCAUUGUUCCAUAGUGCAGUAUUCUUCAAGCCAUUCCUUAGGGGGACCCUGGGAGGUGCUCCUUUCUGCUCUAGCCAUGGACUAAUACACCUGUCUCAACUGAUGACGGACACCCGUUGGGCUCAUAUCAGUGUCUCAGAGUAGGAGUGCUGAUCUAGGCUUUAUGAGUACGGGCCCUUGUCCCGUAGGAAUAGAUGGAGACACUGCUGUAGUCAAUACGAGGACCAUGCCUAUCUGAGUGUCAUUUCUUUACAUUUUUGAUCAGUCUCAGUUUGUUCAUUGGCUUUGUAUUUUCUUCAUGUUGAAACUGUGCUAAUGUUGUACAAAGUUUUCUUUUGUGACAUUUUAAAAACCUUUUUUUGUUUUAAAUCUGAAUAAAUAUUGUUAUAGUAUA